This is a messenger RNA of Paramecium sonneborni, 302 nucleotides long. The record is from the annotation of a GenBank genome assembly. Lineage: Eukaryota; Ciliophora; Oligohymenophorea; Peniculida; Parameciidae.
AUGAAUAAGGAUAGUAAGAAUCAUCAAGGUUAAUAAAGUGAUGAAGAGAAUGAUGAAAACAGAAGAAUAAAAGUGAAUGUAUUAAAAUAGAUAGAGAAGAGAGGAUUAUAAAAAGAGUAUUAGAAACAAAUGAUUAGUGAAUAAAAUUAAAAUUAGAAAGAGAAGGUGUUGAGCAUGUAAAAAAAUAAAUAUAAUAAGAUAGAAUGUGGUAAUUUUUAAUAGUAAAAUAAUUGGUGUAUAAUUGCGCCAAAAAUAGGGAAUGCGGGAAUAUUUAUAAUUGGAAUGGCUGUGAAAUGAAUUGA